Molecule: messenger RNA, 1074 nt
Organism: Linderina pennispora
Lineage: Eukaryota; Fungi; Kickxellomycota; Kickxellomycetes; Kickxellales; Kickxellaceae
Product: NAD(P)-binding protein
Exons: 1
Coding region: 63-848 (261 amino acids)
Molecular function (GO): oxidoreductase activity
Source: RefSeq, a predicted model, not a curated record
GAGCCUCCACAGCAACUGCUCGUUAUCUCCGCUACACUGACGUUUUAAACAUACUCUUUAUCAUGGACAUCGCAUCGCUCUUUUCUGUUAACAACAAGACCUUCGUUAUCACUGGUGGUGCUAUAGGUAUCGGGCUGAUGGCUGCCGACGGACUAGUUGCAAAUGGCGCCAAUGUCUACAUUGCCAGCCGUAACGAAGAGAACCUCAAGCGCGAGUCUGAGCGUCUGACAGCUAGUGGGCCUGGCAAGUGCCAGUAUGUCGUCUGUGACCUUCUUGAGUAUGACCAAGUCGAGGCGCUCGUUAGAGAAAUAGCGCGCAGGGAGCCAAAUGGAGUCCAUGUCCUCAUCAACAACGCAGUCUUGGUGACAUCAAAGCCAUUUAUUGAGCUGACCGAGUCAGACAUGGUGCGCGACAUUACCAUCACCCUGCAGCGCCCGCUUACCCUUGUCCAAAAAUUCCUUCCUCUGCUGCUAAAGACAGCUACUGACAACGAUCCUGCGCGAGUUAUUAAUGUGACAAGUGUUGCUGCUAUGACAGCCCUAUCAGUUUCCAAUACUUUGUACCCAUCGUGCAAGGCAGGUUUGGCUCAUAUGACACGCGAUCUGGCGCAAAAGCUUGCACCCUACAAUGUCAACGUCAAUGCUAUUGCCCCUGGCCUCUUUGCCACAAUACUAUAUGACCAGCAGAAUGAGCUCCGCAAGAAGGCUGCUAUAAAUUCCAUUCCUCUUAAGCGCCUCGGACAUAAAGCAGAUGCUGCCUCUGCAAUUAUCUACCUUUCAUCAACGGCUGGGGCCUAUGUUACUGGGGCAAUAAUGGUCAUCGACGGCGGAGUUCUGGUAAAGCCAUGAGCUAUGGAAUGCUUGAUACCAUAUAUGCUUCCACAUACUUUUUCAUAUAUAAAUCAAUUCGUAUCUCAACCUAGUACUUGGGAGUGGGGUUCUUCAAUUGUUGCCUAUGGGCUUCAAAUUUCAAUAGGCUCAAUUUCUCAUAUUGGCAAUUCAAUUCUGCUUUCUUUGGUUAAUCCCCUAUAGAGGCUAUACAGAGUUACUUAUUUGCCUAGUAAUUGUUUACACA